AUGGCCUCUGAAAGCUUCGAGUUUCAGGCUGAAAUCUCCCAGCUCCUCUCCCUCAUUAUCAACACCGUCUACUCCAACAAAGAGAUCUUCCUCCGAGAACUGAUCUCCAAUGCCUCGGAUGCUCUUGACAAGAUCCGAUAUGAGGCCCUCUCAGAUCCCAGCAAGCUGGACUCUGGCAAGGACCUCAGAAUCGACAUCAUCCCAGACAAGGAGUCCAAGACCCUCACCAUCCGUGAUACUGGUAUUGGUAUGACCAAAGCUGAUCUCGUCAACAACCUCGGAACCAUUGCCAGGUCAGGUACUAAGCAGUUCAUGGAAGCCUUGACUGCGGGUGCCGAUAUCUCCAUGAUUGGUCAAUUCGGUGUCGGUUUCUACUCAGCGUACCUGGUCGCCGACAAGGUGACUGUCGUUUCAAAACACAAUGACGACGAACAAUACAUCUGGGAGUCUAGCGCAGGUGGUACCUUCACCAUCACCCACGAUGAGAGCGGCGAGCCUCUUGGUCGUGGCACCAAGAUCAUUCUCCACCUCAAGGACGAGCAAACCGACUACCUGAACGAGUCCAAGAUUAAGGAAGUUGUGAAGAAGCACUCUGAAUUCAUCUCCUACCCCAUCUACCUCCACGUCCUCAAGGAGACCGAGAAAGAGGUUCCCGAUGAGGAUGCUGAAGAGGUUGAGGAGGAUGAGGAGAAGAAGGCCAAGAUUGAAGAAGUCGAUGACGACGAGGAGGACAAAGAGAAGAAGCCCAAGACCAAGAAGGUCAAGGAGUCCAAGAUUGAAGAAGAGGAGCUCAACAAGACCAAGCCCAUCUGGACUCGCAACCCCUCCGACAUCACCCAAGAAGAGUAUGCUUCCUUCUACAAGUCUCUCUCCAACGAUUGGGAAGACCAUUUGGCGGUGAAGCACUUCUCCGUCGAGGGUCAGCUCGAGUUCCGCGCAAUCCUCUUCGUCCCCAAGCGUGCUCCAUUCGAUCUCUUCGAGACCAAGAAGACCAAGAACAACAUCAAGCUCUAUGUUCGCCGCGUCUUCAUCACCGACGAUGCCACAGACUUGAUUCCAGAAUGGCUCGGCUUUAUCAAGGGUGUCGUCGACUCGGAGGAUUUGCCGCUUAACCUGUCCCGUGAGACCCUGCAACAGAACAAGAUCAUGAAGGUCAUCAAGAAGAACAUCGUCAAGAAGUGCCUCGAGCUCUUCAACGAGAUCGCCGAAGACCGUGAGCAGUUCGACAAGUUCUACUCUGCCUUCAGCAAGAACAUCAAGCUCGGCAUCCACGAGGACUCGCAGAACCGCCAGUCCCUUGCCAAGCUCCUCCGAUUCCAGUCCACCAAGUCUGGCGAAGAGGCCACUUCGCUCACUGACUAUGUCACCCGCAUGCAAGAGCACCAGAAGCAAAUCUACUACAUCACUGGUGAAUCCAUCAAGGCCGUGCAGAAAUCACCCUUCCUUGACUCUCUCAAGGAGAAGAAUUUCGAGGUCUUGUUCUUGGUUGACCCGAUUGACGAAUAUGCCAUGACACAACUUAAAGAGUUCGAUGGCAAGAAGCUCGUCGACAUCACCAAGGACUUCGAGAUGGAAGAGACCGAGGAGGAGAAGAAGGAGCGCGAAAAGGAGGAGAAGGAGUUUGAGGGUCUGGCUAAGAGCCUGAAGAACAUCCUCGGCGAUAAGGUUGAGAAGGUUGUUGUCUCUCACAAACUCGUCGGCUCUCCUUGCGCUAUCCGAACCGGCCAAUUCGGUUGGUCUGCCAACAUGGAGCGUAUCAUGAAGGCACAGGCACUGCGUGAUACUUCCAUGUCCUCUUACAUGUCCUCAAAGAAGACAUUCGAGAUUUCGCCCAAGUCACCCAUCAUUCGUGAGCUCAAGAAGAAGGUCGAGACUGAUGGCGAGAACGACCGCACCGUCAAGUCUAUCACCCAGCUUCUCUUUGAGACCUCUCUGCUCGUCUCCGGUUUCACCAUUGAAGAGCCAGCCAGCUUCGCCGAGCGCAUUCACAAGCUUGUGUCGCUUGGUCUGAAUGUGGAUGAAGAAGCAGAGACUGCCGAGGAGAAGGCCGCUGAAGAGGCCCCUGCUGCUGAGGGAGCUGGCGAAAGCGCCAUGGAAGAGGUCGACUAG
Molecule: messenger RNA, 2109 nt
Organism: Fonsecaea nubica
Lineage: Eukaryota; Fungi; Ascomycota; Eurotiomycetes; Chaetothyriales; Herpotrichiellaceae
Product: hsp90-like protein
Exons: 2
Coding region: 1-2109 (702 amino acids)
Biological process (GO): cellular response to heat; protein folding; protein stabilization
Cellular component (GO): cytosol; protein-containing complex; perinuclear region of cytoplasm
Molecular function (GO): ATP binding; ATP hydrolysis activity; ATP-dependent protein folding chaperone
Source: RefSeq, a predicted model, not a curated record